Coffea eugenioides is the source of this 1510-nucleotide messenger RNA. RefSeq names its product F-box protein At2g26160-like. The record is from RefSeq and is a predicted model, not a curated record. Gene Ontology annotation, molecular function: protein binding. The transcript has 2 exons. Lineage: Eukaryota; Viridiplantae; Streptophyta; Magnoliopsida; Gentianales; Rubiaceae. The coding region runs from base 271 to 1371 and encodes 366 amino acids.
UUAAAAAAUUCUUUUUCACAACAUUGUCUUUGAGAAAAUCCAAUUAAGAAAUGCCUACAACUCUUGUAAAUGAAAAUGACACAUAUCCAAUCAGGUGUGCAUUACUUUUCGAAUGAAAAUGCCAAUUGGCAUCUGUCACACUAGCAUUUUCUCAUUCUAAAAGGAAACGCCCUCAUAUACCCCUGUCCUCUGGCUUUCAGCUUUCUUGCCCGCCAACUGUUCGACGAAAUGUUUCUGUGGUUACGCAUUAAGUUUUAACUACAGAAUAGAAUGGUGGAUUGGUCGAGUCUUCCGGUUGAGCUUUUGGGAUUGAUUGCCAGACAACUGCGUUUUGCCCAAGAUUAUGUAAGAUUUGGGGCCGUGUGCAAGUCAUGGAGACGGGUUAUUCUGCAGAGAGAUGGCAGUUUAUGCUCACUGCUUCCAUUGUUGAUGCUUGCUGAGAAGGAAUUUAGUGAUUUACGUGAAUUUUGUUGCCCUUUAACUGACAGAAUGUUCAAGCUAUACUUGCCAGAGAUUCGUGGUAAGCGAUGUUGGGGUUCUUCUGAUGGCUGGUUGGUAACCAUUGGCGCUGAUUUUCAGAUGUGUUUACUUAAUCCUCUUACGAGAAAGCAGAUAUUACUCCCACCACUACACAAAUGCUCAAAUUUGAACACACUUAUUUGCUCUCCAGAAGAAUUUCGUGACUAUUUUGUGUGCAAAGUGGUUCUGACUUCAAGUCCUGCAUCUUCAAGUUGUGUAAUUCUGGCUAUAUAUUCUGAUUUUGCCAAAAUGGCCCUGGCUAAGCUAGGUGAUGAAUCUUGGACUCCAUUGCAGAGCUCUUCUUGCCUUUUCCUAGAUGUCAUUUAUUUUGGUGGACAACUUUAUGCUAUUGACAGCCUUGGGAACAUUAUGAUCUAUAGCAUUUGUGGUUCUUGUAUUGAGACAAUACCUUCGAAUUUGAUACAAUCCGAAGAUGAGCUAGAGGAUCGUCUUUUGUAUCUUGUAGAUAUUGGAGGACAGGUUCAUGUGGUCCAAAGAUAUGUUUCUGAAAUUUUAAUUACCCAGACUCCUGAACGAAAAACCUGGAAGUUUGAGAUCUACAAACUGGAAGCUGUCAGUCAUAAGUUGGAAGAAAUAAACUGUUUGGGUGAUUGGUCGAUAUUUGUUGGGAACAAUCAUUCUUUUGCUGUUUCAACUUCUGAUCACCCUGAAUGUUGUAGUAACUGCAUAUACUUCACCGAUGACUAUUCAGGAAUAUCUGAUCCUAUAUCACAUGGCUAUGAUGUCGGUAUUUACAUCUUUGAAAAUCACAAGAUACAACCUUUUAUUGGAGAAGAUGUCUCACCUGCUAGGUUUUCUGUACCACUUUGGUUCAGACCAGUUUUAGUGUAAUUUAAGUUCUUCUAGUUUCUUCUAUUAUUUCGCACUUGUACAAGAAGCAUGAUUCUAAAAUUUCAGGGACAUAUUAUAGGAGUAUCACAUGAAUGUGGCCUCACAAUUCAACAUGUUGAUUUUAUUAUGCACUAUGAUG